UGAAAAGCUUUUUCUCUGUUAGAAUGUGAAAAUCGCGCGCCUAAAACGAAACGUCCGUCAAUCUCGGGUGUGAAUAAUUUCUUUCAUAAUUUUUAAACGGCUUCAUAAAACUGCCAGCAAAAUGCCAGAAUCCGAACUAAAAGAGAGUUCCUCAUAUUUAAAGCGUGCCAGUACUGACAAAUUGCGAGAAGUAUUCGUAAAAUACGCAUCGUUGCAGAAGAAUGGUGAACAAUACAUGACAAGUGAAGAUUUUGUUCGAAAAUACUUGGGACUGUUUUCAGAUGUUGCAUUUAACGAUGAGUCAGUUCGCCUAUUAGCUGGUAUUGCUGACACUAGCAAAGAUGGUCUCAUUUCAUUUUCAGAGUUUCAAGCUUUCGAAGGACUACUUUGCACUCCAGAUGCUCUUUAUAAAACUGCUUUUCAGUUAUUUGAUCGCCAGGGAAAUGGCACAGUUUCAUAUGAUGACUUUGCUGAUGUUGUUCAAAAAACUGAACUACACUCUAAAGUUCCUUUUAGCUUAGAUAGUCCAUUCAUUAAACGUUAUUUUGGAGAGAAAAAGCAACGUCUUAUUAACUAUGCCGAAUUUACUCAACUACUGCAUGAUUUUCAUGAAGAAUAUGCAAUGGAAGCGUUCCGAAGUAAAGAUCCAGCUGGUUCUGGAUACAUAUCUCCACUUGAUUUCCAAGACAUCAUGAUCAAAGUGAAAAAGCAUUUACUCACCGCUGAAGUUAAGGACAAUUUAGUUGCGGUAACGGAAGGUCACAAAGUAAGCUUCCCGUAUUUUAUGGCAUUUACAUCAUUACUUAAUAAUAUGGAAUUGAUUAAACGUAUCUAUCUGCAUGCUACUCAAGGGAGUCGAACCGAGCCUGUCACUAAAGAUGAGCUUCUUUAUGCCGCACAAACAAUGAGUCAAAUUACACCCUUGGAAAUAGAUAUUUUAUUUCAAUUGACGGGAGCAUUACAUCAGUCUGGACGUAUUGUAUACAGUGACCUUAACAAUAUAGCACCCGAACAUUAUACAAAACAUAUCACAACACGCCUGGCGGAAAUUAAAGCAGUCGAGAGCCCUGCUGACCGUUCAGCAUUUAUACAAAUAUUAGAAAGCACUUAUCGCUUUACUCUUGGUUCUUUCGCUGGAGCCGUGGGUGCCACUGUAGUAUAUCCGAUUGACUUGGUAAAAACACGAAUGCAGAAUCAACGUACGGGCUCAUUUAUAGGCGAAAUAGCUUAUAGAAAUUCCUGGGAUUGUUUUAAAAAGGUUGUACGUCACGAAGGUGUUUUAGGUCUAUAUAGAGGUUUACUACCUCAAUUGAUGGGUGUUGCGCCAGAAAAAGCUAUUAAACUUACUGUUAAUGAUUUCGUACGUGAUAAAUUUACUGACAAACAAGGCUUAAUUUCAGUUUAUGCUGAAAUUUUUGCUGGCGGUUGCGCUGGAGCAUCACAAGUUGUUUUCACCAAUCCUCUAGAAAUUGUUAAAAUAAGGUUACAAGUAGCUGGUGAAAUCGCAGGUGGAGCAAAAGUACGUGCAUUAUCAGUUGUGCGAGAUUUAGGGCUUUUUGGUUUGUAUAAAGGGGCUCGAGCAUGUUUAUUGCGAGAUGUUCCAUUUUCUGCCAUUUAUUUUCCAACUUAUGCCCAUACAAAAUCACUAUUUGCGGACGAGGAUGGAUAUAAUCAUCCACUUACGUUAUUAGCCGCAGGUGCUAUUGCCGGCGUACCAGCGGCAUCACUUGUUACCCCAGCUGAUGUUAUUAAAACUCGUUUACAAGUAGUCGCUAGAACUGGACAAACUACAUACUCAGGGGUAUGGGAUGCAACUAAAAAAAUUAUGAGUGAGGAAGGUCCUAGGGCAUUUUGGAAAGGAACGGCUGCACGUGUAUUUCGUUCAUCACCACAAUUUGGUGUAACAUUAGUUACUUAUGAAUUACUUCAACGUAUGUUUUAUGUUGAUUUUGGAGGAAAACAACCUGCCGGAUCUGAAAUACUCAAAUCUAAACCUGUUGAUAUACCACUCAUUCACAGCAUGAAUGUUGAUCAUAUCGGCGGUUAUCGUGCGGCUGUUCCUAUGCUCAAUGGAAUAGAAUCAAAAUUUGGACUGUUUCUUCCAAGAUUUGGUUGCCCAAUUCCAACAACCCCAAUUUCUCAGACAGGCUCAUGAUGAUAGCUAUUAUGUUUCAGUAUCAACUUAGUUAAAAUAGUUUAAAGUAGAUUCAUUUUAUUUACCAUGUAUUUUGCCAGCGUAAAUUAUGUAAAAAUUUUAAAA
Messenger RNA from Teleopsis dalmanni, 2260 nucleotides. RefSeq names its product calcium-binding mitochondrial carrier protein Aralar1 (gene aralar1). Gene Ontology annotation, biological process: malate-aspartate shuttle; aspartate transmembrane transport; L-glutamate transmembrane transport. Lineage: Eukaryota; Metazoa; Arthropoda; Insecta; Diptera; Diopsidae. The record is from RefSeq and is a predicted model, not a curated record. The transcript has 13 exons. Bases 122 to 2155 code for a protein of 677 amino acids. Gene Ontology annotation, molecular function: calcium ion binding; L-glutamate transmembrane transporter activity; L-aspartate transmembrane transporter activity.